ACGUAAAAAUCUUUCUGUGACAUCUUUUUGGCCUUGCUGAUUUUACUAGAAAUUUGAAAUUGUUGGGAACAGUUGGGCUCAACCUAAUUACAUAACGUGUAAUUCAUUGAAUUUCUGUCGUUCAUAUGCUGUAUCGGUUAUAGCUGCGGCUCGUUCUGUAGCCAGCCAGAGUCCUGAUCGAUGCUCCGACGGAAAAGGAGCACAGCGCUAGCGAGCACGCGGCCAUACUGCAGUUUGAUCUCAUACAAGUGCUGAAGCCAUGAACGCCGUACCGUUUUCUGUCCUGUAGUUACAGACACGGAUCGGGCGUUUACGCACGUCUGCUGAGGCAUGUUUCUUAUGGAUCUGUCUUGAAGCAAAGCUCCACACACCCCCAGCUCCUAUAUGCACGGUGCCACGGUACUGCUCCAUGCGUUUCUCUAUCAGUUCAGUCCUGUUUGAAUGUGGAUCCACGUACAUAACCGCUUGGUUCCUCCUUUGACUGGCUGGCUGAACGGUCAUAGUCGUCCAAGUGCCGUACUGCGAAAUAUCCUCCUGCAUUUACAGUACCCAGUACGCUGCUGCUGCACCGAGAUACUGGCUCAGCGCACGCUGCAUGGCAAUUUAAUAACCUGGGGUUGGACGGUUUGCAGAAUUGUUCGCUGCAGUCAAAUGCUGUGGGUUGCAGAAUGAUCCCUGGUUAUUGACUUGCAAGGUUCUUAUCUUUCUUCAUUUAAUUUAUUAUUUAACUUGUGUAUUGUAUCCACUUUAUCUAACCAUCUCCAGUUCGAUGGACAACGGUUUAUCAUCAUAUUCAUAUGAAGGGAUCACUUCCAAACACCGCUCGUGUUCGCUCGUUGGGAUGCUGUGUCAACCCUAACAUCGAGCGUAUUGUGUUGUCUCCCUGUAUUCUCUGGCACUGUGCCUGUGACCUUGCAAAACUGUGACCAAGACAUUGGAUUACCAAUUUAUCGUGCACCUGAAUAAGCUGCACUUGACAGAUUGCCUUUCGAACGGUGUAUUGAUGGAGUUUUUGCAUGUAAUUUAUCCGGCCGGUGGAUAUCGGUUAUGCGGGAAAAUUUAAACUUUAUAUCUAUGUGGACCUUUGUUAUUUGUCGAUAACGAUACUUCAGCCAUCACGCCGCGACUUCGCCAUAUAAAAAACCGUGGUGGUGCGGGGCUGCUCGAUAGUGAGCAGAUGAGGCGAUCGCGCAGCAUGGCUGGUCCGGAAAUCGCCAGCAUCCCCGAAAGUCUCGAUGUUGAUCGACGCACUUCCGCAGAUAGCGAAGGCGCUGAAAGCAGCAGUGCCACCGGUAAUACCGACCAACUUGGUCAUGGACAUUUUUUCACGAAGAAGUCCUUCCAUAAGCCGUCGUACUGCCAUCACUGCGCAGAGAUGAUAUGGACACUCAUCGGUGUGUCCGGAUACGUAUGCGAAGUCUGCAAUUUUGUGGUUCAUGAACGCUGCAUGAAACACGUGGUGACGCCGUGCUCAUCUAUCGCUGCCGCAUUAAUAAAGAAUCCUGUGCCGCAUUGCUGGUCGGAAUUAAUUCACGUUAAAAGAAAGUUCUGCAAUGUUUGCCGGAAACGCCUGGACGAUCUGUGGUGCUUUCGAUGUGAAAUUUGCGAUUACUAUGUGCAUGCUGAGUGUCAAGAAUUUGCAGCCAGUAACUGUCGUGAGUGUGCUACUUACACACCUGGAAAGGAACCUGCACAGAUUAUUCAGUAUCACCACUGGAGCGAGGGUAAUCUGCCCAAUAAUUCUAAAUGUGCCAGUUGCCGGAAAUCCUGCUGGUCAUCUGAAUGCUUAUGCGGCUACAGAUGUGCGUGGUGUAUUCUGACGGCACAUCCGCUAUGUCGCAGUACGGUGCCACAGGAAUGCGAUUUUGGACCAUUGAAAAAAAUUAUGCUUCCACCAAGUGUGGUGACGAUUCCGCGAACCGAACUUCCAAUGGAAACAAUCAUAGGAGUGUUAUCCUAUCGGAAAAUGAAAGAUAAGGAAUCGAAAGAGAAAGAGUCGGGCAACGAAAAAGAAAGUAUGCUGUCGCCGCGUACAGCCAUAUCCGAGGAACUCUCGUCUUCUACUGGUAUAAACGGAAAGGACAGUAGCGGUGAGUCUAGCAGUUCCAAAGAGCGCAAGCGGCGAAAAGAAAAGGAACGAGAAGACAAGGAGGAGCGGAAGGAGCGUGAUUCACAGAAAGAAGAGCGGCGUUCUAAGGAUAAAGAUGAUGAGGAGCAGGAUUCGGAUGCGGAGAUUGUCAAAGUUUUUGAUGGCAACUCAUCCAUGAGACGCAAAGUAUUCCGCACAAUUACCGUUAACCGCAACGCUGGAGCCAAAGAGGUGGUGGAGGCAGCUCUGCGUUCCUUUUACAUUAAAGACGACCCGGGAAACUACUACAUUACGGAAGCAUUAGAAGGCUCAGAGGAACGCACACUGGAUGUGACCACACCUAUCUGCAGCAUGUUGAUGAAAGAGGAUAGCCGAGAGCGUCCGUCCCUGUUUUUGCGCUACAGAGAUAAGGAUCCAAAUAAAGGAUUUAUCAAAGUUUAUCCGGGAAAUUUGAAAAGUUCUCAGGGGUAUAAAAGCAUUCCAGUUACAAGCGAUACAACGGUCGAUGAUGUGCUGGAGUAUGCUCUGCGCAAGUUUGGAUUAGGCACUACGACCAAAUCUAAAUACAAUCUUAUUGAAGUGACCAUGGAUAACCGAGUGACCGAGCGCGUUUUAUCGCACAACGAGAAGCCUUGGCGUAUUAUGCAACAGAUUCGAAAGGAAUCGAUCCAUCAAAUGCUGAAGACGCGAUUUUAUCUUCAAGAAAAGGAGGAUCCCCACGGAUCUACAAUAGCUCUCUUUAUUGGCAAUCUACCUUCUAACCUUUCACAGCGCCAGUAUCACGGCAUACUGAUGGGUUUCAUUGGAGACGAUAAUCCAUUUUCCACAAUUGGAAUAAUUUAUUAUGAAUACGGCUCGGUUGUGAUUAUUUACGAUAACAACGAUGCCGCUGUGCGAGCGUUUAACUCGUUGAAAGUUGCUGUUUUCGAUGAUCGGAACCUGCUUGUGAUGCUGUUACCUAAUAUUCAAGCUCAGUUGUUAGCAAAUUUGAAAGAACUGACGCCGCUGUUGGUCUUUGUCAAUGUGAAAAGCGGUGGUUGUCAGGGAAUGGAGCUGAUCGCAUCCUUUCGCAAACUACUUAAUCCUUAUCAAGUAUUUGAUUUGGGAAAUGGUGGACCUCUGCCGGGUCUCUACGUCUUUCGUAAUGUGCCAAAAUAUCGCAUUCUGAUCUGCGGUGGAGAUGGGACUGUGGGGUGGGUGCUACAGUGCCUGGAUAAUGUGGGCCAAGAUUCCGUGUGCCAGUCGCCACCUUGCGCGGUGGUUCCACUUGGAACGGGCAAUGAUUUGGCGAGAGUAUUGCGAUGGGGAACAGGUUAUACCGGCGACGAGGAGCCAAUGGAUAUUCUGAGGGAUGUUAUUGAAGCGGAUGAAAUCCGUCUCGAUAGGUGGACCGUAGUUUUCCAUCCGGACGAAAAACCAGAAGGCGAAGUAAAAGCUGUGGCUGCUUGCCAAGUUAUGAGUAGCAGCACUGCGGAAGACAACACGAGUAUGUUCGUUAUGAAUAAUUACUUCGGCAUUGGUUUGGAUGCUGAUCUCGCUCUGGAUUUUCAUAAUGCUCGCGAAGAAAACCCUGAUAAAUUUAACAGUCGAUUUCAUAAUAAGAGGAUCUAUUUCAAAAUGGGUUUGCGCAAAAUGGUCAAAAAUCGGAGUGCAAAGAGUGGUAGUCGCGAUUUACAAAAGGAAAUAGAGCUUGAAGUCGAUGGAAAACAUGUGGACCUGCCGCCCGUGGAAGGAAUAAUCAUUCUGAACAUUUUAAGUUGGGGCGCCGGGUGUAAUCCUUGGGGCAUGGAAAAAGACGAGACCUUUUCGAAACCCACACAUUGGGACGGUAUGCUCGAGGUUGUCGGAGUGACUGGUGUAGUGCAUUUGGGACAAAUGCAGAGCGGUCUGCGAAGUGGCAUUCGGAUAGCCCAAGGAGGACACAUCCGUAUUAAAAUGCGUUCGGAGCUUCCUGUUCACGUUGAUGGAGAACCAUGGAGCCAAGGAUCGGGUCAGGUGGUCGUGCUGCGAUCUGCGUUGCGGGCCACCAUGCUCAAGAAACGCAAAGUAAAGCAGCCUUCUGUUGCAGGCAACGAUGCUAAAGAAGACUAAGAUAAAGCGACGUCACACUACCGAAGUGCAUCAUUCAGUAACGGAACCCGAGCGUUCAAGCUCAUAAAACGAGGAAUAUUUUUCGCAUUGUCUCUUCGUCGGUUUCCGCACAUGCAGAAAUAGAGUUGUUGCGUUCGGAAGAGGGAUUAAUGUCCUUUCAUAUAUUCUUUUGAAUAAUUGGCGGGUUAAACUAAAAUCCGGUGGUACAGCAGGAUCUCAUGGACUUGUUGGAAAAUGGUGAAAUCGGCAGUUUAUGAAGGAAUCAAAAUUCCGGAGGCAGUUAGCGGCCAGCGAUGUGUUGGUUUUGCUGUUCGGAAACCGGUGUUUUUUUUUCUUUAUUGAUCUUAUUUGUCGGGUUUAACCGUGAUCCUCUCAACCAAACCAGAGUUUUUCUCCAAAUCAUGGGUGGGUUAUUUGAUGAAUAGCGUGAAAAUAAUAUGUCGUAUGGGAUGAAAGUGAUGGGAUGCACCGGCGCAGCGUAGUACGCGUUGCUUUUCGGAGUCGGUGCGAUUCCUGUCCUUUGUCCUGUAUUAUGCAAGCCCAAGUGUAAUGUGCGUUUGCACAAACCGUUUGUUUUGUAUGUUCGUUGUGGCGCUAGAUUUAGAGUAUGUUGAUGUUGUAUUACUCGUGUUUUUCCUCUUUCUCUCUGUUUUUCAGCGUUCUUUUUAUUCACGCGCAAAGGAAAGUAUUGUGUGCUUUGUGGAUUUAAUUCUCUUUUUCUUCUCCUUAUCUUUUUGUUUUAAGUUUCUGGUAGAGAUUUUUCUACAUCAGAUUACUACGUGCGACUGGCCUAAGAUGGAUAUUUUGCUGUUCUUUUUCAAUGGAAUUUUUCAGAUCGAUAAUCGCGUUUGUGCACUCUGUUUUGUUUGGGUUACAGUUGUGAAAAAGGCAUUGUACGGCCGUUGUGAUUUGUUACAGGUUUUGUUUUAUGUUGAAUUAUAUUCAUCUAGGAAUAAUAUGCAGCCUGUUGCAUGAAAUUUCUCAGUGCACAAUAAAUGUGGAA
Paramacrobiotus metropolitanus is the source of this 5183-nucleotide messenger RNA. RefSeq names its product diacylglycerol kinase theta-like. Gene Ontology annotation, biological process: diacylglycerol metabolic process; intracellular signal transduction; lipid phosphorylation. The transcript is spliced from 18 exons. Lineage: Eukaryota; Metazoa; Tardigrada; Eutardigrada; Parachela; Macrobiotidae. The record is from RefSeq and is a predicted model, not a curated record. The coding region runs from base 1178 to 4180 and encodes 1000 amino acids. Gene Ontology annotation, molecular function: ATP-dependent diacylglycerol kinase activity.